UGGUUGUCAGCAGCGCAGACAUGGACCGGAAACAUUUUUAGAUAAAUUCUGGAGCUCGGAAGAAUUAAAUCUAGAGCCAGGGAUAUUCACGAUGGGUCUCGAGCCCAGGACAGUUUUUCGGGGUUGUGGCCUUUGUUCGUUUAAUUUCCUCUUCGAAUCAACUUUUCUUCUGUCUUGUUUAUUUUCCGAGCUGCAGGAACUGCCCUCACCGGAACUCGGAGUUUUGACUUUUCUGUAUUCUUUUCCUGGUCACAAUUGUGGUUUAAACCGGUUUUUCCCUUUCAUAACGAACGAACAGUUUUAAGUAAGACUUGAGGUUCUCACAGCGGUGAAUAUGAAGAUUUCUGUCUUCAGACUACACAGCGCAAUAACCCAGAAGACAGAAAUCCGAACAGUUUUAACUUUAUAGCCUGUGAUCCGUGGAUUCUACGGAGCAGGUUGUCUGCGCAACCGAUUCACCUGUGUACUAUGGAACUCACCUGCUUCUAUGAUUUUCGAUCCGUGAUAAAUAAUCUUUGAUAACAAGUGUGGUGGGAAGUGGGAAAAGUUGUCUUGGAUUAGUUGGUAUCAAAAUGUCUGGUUUGCAUAAUAAAGUCGUAUUAAUAACAGGUGCAAGCUCGGGGAUAGGUGCAGGUACAGCUGUCCAUUUUGCGUCACUUGGGUGCCGUCUUGCCUUAUGUGGCCGAAAUAGUGAAAACUUGCAGAAUGUAGUGAAGCAAUGUAUCGACGCUGGAUUGCCAGAAGAAAAGGUUUUCAGUGUGCUAGGAGAUGUGUGUAUCGUAAAAGACUGUGAACGUGCAGUGAAAGACGUUAUUGAUCAUUAUGGUCAGCUUGAUGUUCUGGUUAAUUCAGCUGGGAUCCAAAUUCCUGGAAGUAUUGAAACAACUAAACUUGAAGAUUUUGAUAAACAGAUGAACACUAACAUGCGAUCAGUGUUUGUCUUGACACAGCUUGCUGUUCCUCACCUUAUCAAGACUAAAGGAAACAUUGUGAAUGUAUCGAGUGUUGCAGGAUUGCGCUCAUUCCCCGGUGUUCUUGCUUACAAUAUGAGUAAGGCUUCUGUGGAUCAGUUGACUCGUACUGUUGCGUUGGAAUUGGCAGACAGGAAUGUGCGGGCUAAUGCUGUUAAUCCUGGUGUCAUUGUUACUGAGAUUCACAAACGAGGAGGAAUGAGUGAAGAGGAUUAUCAACAGUUUCUGGAGAGAUGCAAAAUUACUCAUGCAUUGGGUCGUGCUGGAACUGUGGAUGAGGUUGCUAAGAGCAUUGCUUUUCUAGCAUCAGAUGAUGCAUCUUUUAUUACCGGUGUUACUCUGUCAAUUGACGGAGGACGCGGUGUUAUGUGUCCUCGUUAAUGGAAGCUUAAAUCUGUAGAAUAAAAAAGAGUGUUUGUACUGUCAUCAAGAGCUUUCAGUAUAAAAUCGCAGAGCUUGUUACGAAUUUGACUUGACACAUACGAUUCACCCCUGCUUGGGUGACUCCAGUGAGUGACUGUCAACUGCUUCAUUGAGGAAGGUAGUUCUCGCAAGAGGUAAUAAUGUAAUUUCAGUUAUAAAAAUCAGCCGGUAUUACACUGAAUAGUAUUUACUAAUUGUAAAUUUAGCCAUAUUAGUAUUAUUUUUAUAAUCUCUUAGAAGAGUAAUAUAGUAUUAUUAUCCCAUUCAUAUUUUGGAACCUGUGGUGUCUGAUAUUUCAAGCUGUGCCCAUACUGUUCAGAAUUUUAUGCAUAAAUAUAAUUUCCAAACUAGACAUUUUUGUAGCUAUGUAUUAUGUACUCUUUGUUUUGUCUGCUUACGUGGGUUAAAUUAUACUUGCCUGCAUAUUGAACAUGUGACAUUAAUGCUUAUAGAUCAAAUUCUUUGUUAACAAGAGCACAAGUAAUAUUGGUUCUUGGUGCUAAACCUUACGGAGAAAGAAUAUGAAUGUGAAAUAUAAGGUUCUCAUGGCUAUGAAGAUGACAGUUUUACACUUUUGGGUUACGAUACUGUGUGGACUCAUAGGUAGAUACCAGUGUUUCAGAGGAACAUGCUCCUCCAUCUUCAGGGCUGAACUGUGGGUGUUAGGAAGUUGAUAGUUUGUGCAGGGUCAGAGGAAGGGCUAGGCUUAGGGGCAAUUAGCCAUAGUUGAGGAAUGAGAAGGAUGUGGACUGGCUUACCCUGGUUCACAGGGUCAAGGUUUUCUGCAGUCCUGACAGUCUUGAAGAAGAAUAGGAAUUCCUUCUCAUCUUCCUGGGCAUUGGCUACAGAAAAGAGUAGAUUCACCAGACCAUCCACCCAAGAGAGUCCCACCACCAUUAUCAGAGGAAUUAUUACCCUUUGUUGGCUUUCCUUUUAGUUGAAUCAGUAGGGUGUUGUCCAAACACAGCAUCAAGACUGUGGACCUCUCACCAAGGGCACGCUCUAGCUUCUUUGGCUGAUCAAGGCUGACUUAGCUUUAAAGGUGGUCUGGAAAAAUGUAGGCCCACACUGGACAUUCAGUUGAAAUGAGGGUCAGAGAACGCCUCUGGCACAUCCAUCUCUAUAAUUCUGAUGUCUGCUGUGGAUGAACACAGGAUGCAUCUGGACCAUCACAUCCAUCUUCAUAACAUCAGUACGGCAGUGAGAAAAUCCAGACACGUCUUGAAUGGCUUCUUCCUGAGCAGGUCACUGAAGCUGCUCAUUGACAUCCUGAAGGAACAUAAGCGGGCUCUCAUCAAGGACAUGGCUCGCACUCCAUUCUAUCCCUACUCUUCCUGUGGUCCUUGUGAGGACCUUCCUGGAUGAUUGUCCAUCUGAGUCUUGUUUAUAAUCUGCCCUUAUUAGGAUUUGCUGUUCUCUGUUGUCCCUCCAUACUUACCAUUGUAUGCUCUCCUCCUCCCACUUAUGGUCCUGCCUUGCCCAGAUUUGGGUUCUUGAAGUGCCCUCUUUCUUGAACUCCAUUCCCUGACCUGGCUCUGCAUUUCAGCUUGCAUCUACCCUCCAGUUUGGUCCAUUAAUGGUCCAAGUCUGGAUUUCUCUCCUGUGACCCAAUCUUCCUCUCUGUUUCCCUGCAUGGAGACUCCACAUUAGCUCAGACCAUCUCCUUAUCAUUCCUUGACUGUGAUUGGCUGAUUGCCCCCUAGCCUAGCCCUAUAAAGUAUCCACUUCCCAACACUCCUGCUGCAGUCAUGAAGAUGGAGACAAUAUAUUUCUCUGAAACACUGGUCUCUAUCUACGAGUCCAUGUGGUGUCACGACCUAGAAAAAAAUUGCAGUAUUUAGAAUAUAAAUAUCUUGUGCAUUUUGCUACAUUUGAAAUGUAGGAAUUUCAAAAGAGGUAUUUUUCUAGCUACAGUCUGGUUUGAGAGUUUGAAGACACAGCAAACCAACAGAAUUUUGGUUGGUGAUCCAUGCUGUGCUGUUGGCAAAGGAACGUCCUGAAUAAAACAAAGUAAAUGUUCGGCUUUUGAAAGAUUGUUGUGAUGCACUAUAACCUGUAUUUGUGUGGUUGUCGCCUUUGUUAACAGCUGUAGCGUGUGGACUUGUUAAAUAAACACAGAAUUUUAAUUUUGUAUUUGUUAUGAAAUGUUAUUAUUAGAUAACAUCUGUUGCUUUGAAGUCAGAAGUUUGUGUCUUGUGCCUACUGACUUUUGUUUGUCAUAAUGAUCACUGGAAAAUACACAUUUUUAAAAUG
Zootermopsis nevadensis is the source of this 3647-nucleotide messenger RNA. RefSeq lists its product as uncharacterized. Gene Ontology annotation, molecular function: oxidoreductase activity. NCBI's taxonomy places the organism in Eukaryota, Metazoa, Arthropoda, Insecta, Blattodea, Termopsidae. The record is from RefSeq and is a predicted model, not a curated record.